CUUUCGGUCCCACUUUCGUGGAUUAGAACCCAACAACUUCAUUUCCCCCACACAACUACAAAAUAAAUAAAUAAAAAUGGUACAACAAUAAUAGUAGUAAUAAUUAAUAAUUAAGCAGUAGGAUUUCUAUUAGAAAAUGGCUCCAAUGAAAAAUAAGAUGAGGAAGCUACAAUUAAUGUUAAGGAAAUGCAAGAGUUUAUCAAGGCAAUUGAAAUUGAAAAGAUCAACUUCCUACACCAGUCUUAGAUCCAACAACUCAACUAAGGAAGAAGAAUACGAGACUAUCUUUGUAGGGAGUUCAAGAAGGCGUUACGUGAUCGAUUCCAAGUACUUGAGUCAUCCUUUGUUUAAUGCUCUUCUUCAGAAAUCCAACCAAACUCCAAUAACAGACCACCAACAUUCUUGUAGUAAUAGUAUCUCUAUUACUAUUAUGUGUGAAGUUGUACUCUUUGAUCACCUUCUUUGGAUGCUUGAUAAUGGUGAUCCUAAUCUCGACAACGACGACGCUUUUGAGUCCUUGGAUCAACUUGCUGAUCUCUAUCUUCACUCAUCAUAAAACCAAACCGACGGUCCACGCGCCUUCCAGAUCUCUAAAUAGUGAGUUACUGGUUUGUCGGAAUGGUUUCUGUUUUAUAUCCGGCAGUUAUAUUCAUACAAAAGUGGUAUAUAUGUUGUAUAUUUAGGGUACCAUACAAUAGUAUAAUGUAUGUGUAUGUCAUAUUGUCAUAUGAUCCUUCAAAAUGAAGCAUAAUUUAUACUAUAAUGUAUGUUAUGUAUGUUUGAUCGUUGUACUAUAUUAUAUUCCAUAAUGUUAGUUUUAUUUAUUUAUUACUA
This is a messenger RNA of Spinacia oleracea (spinach), 834 nucleotides long. RefSeq names its product auxin-responsive protein SAUR77. Gene Ontology annotation, biological process: response to auxin. The transcript has 2 exons. The coding region runs from base 137 to 556 and encodes 139 amino acids. The record is from RefSeq and is a predicted model, not a curated record. NCBI's taxonomy places the organism in Eukaryota, Viridiplantae, Streptophyta, Magnoliopsida, Caryophyllales, Amaranthaceae.